AUGUCGCAUAAACUGCAUUUUGUUUCAUCAGCCUGAUGGGGAUGAACCGAGUGAACAAGUCCAGAUGGAGACUUUCUGUAGCCCCAGUUCCUGGACUCAUUCUGCUGAUGAUUCAUGGUCCUCGUCUCCAAUCUAUGGAGAAAGUGGGAAGGAUGUGGAGCAACCUCAGAAGCAGAUGUCAAACCCUCUUUAACACCAGUGGCUCAGAAGCAGGUGUAUGGAAUAUGGACAUGGAUCGCAUCCACUGUGUGGUGGACAUAGGUGCACCUUCUCAUGGAGCACACACAGGUGAGUCCCAGGACGAUCGGGGCUCUGGUCCUUCACAGGUUAACUUAGGAGGCGGGGGACAUAGAGGCCACAACUGUGUGGCAGAUAGUCCCCAAUUUGUUGAGAUCACAGUUGACAAAGAAAGUGAGGAUACGCGAAGGGUCCCACUUGUACGUAGAGAUUCUUAUUCCCGGCAUGCUCCUUGGGGAGGUAAGAAGAAACACUCUUGCUCCACUAAGACACAGAGCUCACUGGAAGCAGACAGGCGGACUGGACGUUCGAGAGGCGGUUUGAGCAGGCGGGAACGUUGCUAUGGGUCCAGCUCCAUUCAGGAAGUGGGUGAUACUGGAGGAGGGGUCAGUGGGCAGAGUUUAAGCGUUCGCUCUGUACGGCAGAGGCUAAAGGACACUGUAGGCUUAUGCUUGCCCCUGCCAUCUCCCCGCCGCCCUCGGUCGGCCAAGAGCCUGGUUUCCUCUAAGCGCAAGAUCCACAUAACAGAGCUGAUGCUGGAAACUUGCCCGUUCCCACCGGGCUCCGAUCUGGCCAACAAGUGGCAUCUCAUCAAGCAGCACACAGCACCAGUCAGCCCGCAUUCCUCCACUGCAAUGCUGGACGCUUUUGACUCAACACAUCCCUCUCCAGAGGAUGAGGAGGAGAGGCUCCGUGAACGACGUAGAUUAAGUAUAGAGGAAGGUGUUGACCCUCCUCCAAAUGCAAGGAUUCACACACUGGAGGCCACAUCACAGAGAGCUACACUUUACAAACUGGGACCAAAGAUGGCCCCCUGUUCUGGAGAAGGACAUGGGGAGGUCAAAAGUUCGGGGGCUGGAACAGUGGGUUUGUCCGGGAUAAUGGCCCAAGUUGGGGUGACCAUGGCAGCGCAAUCUCAACCUGUUGACUGUGACUCAGAGGAGGACUCGACCACUCUGUGUCUACAGGCACGGAGGCCUAAGCAAAGACAUGCCUCUGGAGAUGGACAUUCCUCCAGGCAGCCAGGACCCUGGAAGGUUCACACACAGAUUGAUUUUAUCCAUUGCUUGGUGCCUGAUCUACUGGCCAUCACAGCACUUCCCUGCUAUUGGGGAGUGAUGGAUCGCUACCAGGCAGAGGCACUGUUGGAUGGCCGACCAGAGGGCACCUUUCUACUACGUGACUCUGCCCAGGAGGACUAUUUAUUUUCUGUCAGUUUCCGCCGAUACAAUCGUUCUUUGCAUGCACGCAUUGAACAGUGGAACCACAAUUUUAGCUUCGAUGCGCACGACCCCUGUGUCUUCCAUUCCUCAACAGUCACAGGUUUGUUGGAGCACUACAAAGACCCAAGCGCCUGUAUGUUUUUUGAGCCAUUGCUCACCGUCCCCCUACACAGGACUUUUCCAUUCAGCCUGCAGCAUCUGGCGCGUGCUGCCAUCUGCAAUCAGACCACCUAUGAUGGCAUUGGUGCCCUACCACUGCCACCAGCUAUGCAGGAUUUCCUCAAGGAGUAUCACUAUAAACAGAAAGUACGUGUUCGCUGGCUAGAAAGAGAACCACCUUUCAAGGUCAAAUAGGCCCUGGCUCUAUGGCUGAUGGAGGCAGGACCAAUGAAGGCAAGAGAUUCUGCCAAUAGUGUUGGAUCAGAUCAACACCAGGCUUUAGGCAUAUGGCAUAUAUUCAUUUUUUUAUAGUAAAUACUUGGAAUACAUGGUUGGUAAUAAUCAGUAUGUGCUAUCUGACAAGCAUGUUUAUUUGUUGAUCAGGAAUGAACUGAAAUGGUUUAUUCCUCACUGCUCAGUCUCAGUGAUGAUAGCUAACGGAUAUGCUUCAGCCUGCCUACUAAAAUGUCUGCAUACCGCUGCAUUCUCUCACCCAUUUUACCUUAUAUCAUCCCAGGACAAUUACUAUGAAAAUGGAAAACAACCUAGACAAAUGCUAAAAUAUAUCUAAAAAGUGUGCUAACUCAUAAAUUUACAUUCCUUUAAACUGAUAUUUAGACAUAUAGAACAAGAUUCAUUACAUUAAUCAUGGCUAAUUUACCAGCAACAAAUUAAAAUUACUAUUAACCAUAUCUUCUAGACAGUCAGAAGAGGGGGAAAUUACCAGUAAGAAAUAUUUCCUGUUAUCCACCAGCUACACAGAGAGGACUUAGAAAUACACAGAUAUGUGUGAUGUGCUGUAUAAUAGAGACUGCACUGUCAACUCUCAGCACAAUCAUCAUAUAAAAUAGCCUGUUGCUGUGUUUCUUUUUGUGAGUGAGAAACAAACAGGCACCUUGACUUUUGAGCAGUAAAUGUUUAAAUUGAACACAUGCAGUAUCAGAUCAUGAGUGUUAUUACUUCAACCCUACAUGGGUUCAUAAGUGUCUGUCACUGUCUGCUCCAAAACUGUAAACUGCUGGUCUGUUUUUAACACUGAUCUACGUUGUCUAGUUAGUCCUUUUUUAAAAUUGUUAAAUUUGCCUGUGGUUUUAUGGGGAAGAAAUAGGUUAUAUUUGAGGCGUGUACCUUCACCUCACUAUGACUGUCUUCACUAUAGACACAGCAUAUAAAGAUGCCAUUUGUACACUUGUUAUUAGUAUUGAUGGCCUGUUUUCUUACCAUUUGUGGUUAGUUCCACUUACAUUGCACUUUUACCCAUUGUGGAGCAUAUUACUUCGGUAUGCUUCCUGUCAUUUCUGUGUGCACUAAAGAGUGAGUUUCAUUUAACACUGUAACAAAUUAUGGCUUAGCCAACUCUUUUAAUCAUAUAGCCUAAGGGCGCUUUCACAACUAAUAGUCCGUUUGCUGAGUCCAAAUUAGAGUGAAUUUGAUAUUUUUGGGUUGGUUUCACAAUGCACAUAAAUUAAAUGAACCAAAAAGCAAAAACACUUUGGCUGAGGAGUGUGUAUGUCUGAAAAGUUACUUGUAAUACUCUUUCAUUCAUUGAUCAGAAAUACGCAAGUGCAUGUACAAAUCGCAAAAUUCACUUGAGCACGGAGAACAUGGAGCCGGAGUUAAAUAAACAAUUAGUUAAUUAUAUAAAUAAAGUUUUGUCUAUGACAUCCAGCAUUAGCAGCUUGCAUCUGCAAAAAAAAAAUGUUACCUGCAACCCAUAAUACACAGUAUGUUUGGUUUUCUUCCUGCAGUCGGGUCAAUUCAGGGUUUCUCACUGCAAUGAAACCGUGCUAGAGUUCACUGCAAACGGACUGAGACUGCCUCAUCACACGGUCUCGGACAGGUUGUUCUGGUCCAAACCUGAGUGUGAUUGCUGUGGUCUCACUCUCACUGCCUAAAUGAACCUCACAGAGGGGGAAAAUACACCAGUGCUCGAUUGAAACAGACUAAAUGCUGCAUUACGUGAAAGCAUCCUUAGAUUAAAUCAUUGGAAACGAUGAUGAAUAUUUUUGAUAUGACAAAUAAAGGCCAACAUAAAAUCAAGUAUUCAGUUUAAAUCGUAAGAGUUACUACUAUAUUAAAAUGGAAAGCUGCUCAGGUCAACUCAGAGUUUAUCUUAUGCAUAAUACUAUGCUACAAGAGAAGUGAUUGUUUUAAUGUUUGUGUUUUUGAGGAUCAUCAACCAAAGGUGUGUUUGUGAGGUUUAUCUGUAUUUGAGAGGUUUCCAUCACAUCUUUUUUUAACAUUUUAACCAAUGCAACGUUUCAAAACUGGGUAAAUGUGUUGUGAGCAAUAUGCUUUUCUUGUCUCCAGGAACCUGAUUGAUGGAUUAAAAAAACAGGAUAUAAGGCCUUUAUAUCCUCCCUAUUUACACUUUCAAUGACUGACUGCAGUGACUCCACAAAAAAAAUCUGUUACAGUUUUGUUCUGUGUGCUAAACAUUAGCAGGGCUGUAAUUUAAUAAGGUGUUGAUGUGUUGCAAGUUAGUCCCUAAAUUCUUAAUGACAACCUGUGCCUUAUUCCUCCCAUCUCCUGCUUUCACACUCAGGUUUUGUACUUUAGAACGAUGUGGCCUGCUCACACAUACACAUGGGUCUUUCUGUGCUACCACUCAGCAAAUGAGCCUCUCCUGGCAGAGUUACACCCUGCCCUGCCCUCCAGGCACUAAUCACAGGCUAAAUUUACUAACCUAGCCUCUAAAUUUACCACCUGCUAAAAGGACCAGUCUGUGUUUCUUGAUGGGCUCUGUGAAAAUAUAGAGUAGAGGGACUUUUUUUCCUUCCUCCCCAGUCCAACCACAUCCUCAGCAUCACCUUCAUUUCGGAUAUGUCGAGCUGAAAGCAGAAAUGCUGUUGUUUGUGUAGUCUGCCUGGCUUCCACACUGUUUGGGCGCUAUGCUAAAGUUAGCAUUAGCAAGAGGCUAACACAGGGCUCCAUUGAAACAUUUUGAGCACCCUGUUGUCUUGCUGUCAGGAGCAAGGUGGAGUUAAAAACCUCAAUUAGCCAUUAUUUGGUUAAGGGUUGAGAUGGUAUUUUUAAUGGCCAGUGGCCAUUGUAUAUUUGGUUCACUCCUUGUCUUCAUGCAUUGUUAGCUGAUUUUGAAAUAGUCUAAGAUGGUGAGCCAUGGCAACAAGGAAUAAAGCUUUUUUUUUUUAAGUCACUUUUAAAGUGUGCCUCGUAAUUAUGAUCUAAAACUGUGGGGUUUUCUUUGUCAAGUGAUGCAUAUAAUCUGAAAAAAGCAGCUUCUCUGUAUUGGGGAAACCGUUCACUUUGUUCCCUAUGGGAAAUUUGCACGUGUCAGACAUAGCAGUGCCACAUGUUGCCCAUAUGAACUGUAAAGCAGGCUCUGUGCCAUAAUUACAGAAAAAUAAGGGACGUUGGCUCUUUGCUUUGUUCACAGACAUGCCUAUAUAAUGUUCUAUUUUGCCCUAUAAAGUGAGGUCUCAAUGUGUUUUUUGGUAAGAGAUUUAAAGAUUUAUCAAGAAGUAUAAAUUUUAUGAUUGACUAUGAACCUUCAGUCCUAUGUAGAGGAGGAGCAUGGUCUCUAGAAAGUCUCAGCCAACCUUUACCUUUGAUCUUAGAUUAACUUUAGCUUGGCUUUAUAUAUAUGUGCUAAGCUCUGACCUUACAGACUUUGGAUUUGUACUCUUAGAAUUAGUGUCAAGAGCGUUGUGUAAUAUUUUUAUGCAAACACAUUAACAAGAUAAUUAUGUUUACAUAAUACUUCUCCCUAAUAUGCAAUGAGUGUGAUGUAACCGUGGUUCACUGUAGUGUCACUUUAAUGCUCUACAUGCACAUUUGUUGCUGUAUGAAUGCAGGCGACAUGCUGACAGGGCUUGACAAUGAUGGGCGCUAAUGGUUGUCGUUGUGCAUCACAGAAUUCUUUAUAUGCCCUGACCAAUCACAAUAUCCGUAUCAAAAGACACAGGCUGGAAGAGCUCUCAUCAGACAAACAUAGACUAACUCUAAUUAUAAUCCUCCCUUUCUUUUGUUCUUUCUUUCUAUCAGCUGGAUAAAAUUGGAGUGUUUCAAUGAUGAAGUGUCUGUGUCUGACCUUUUUUGCUUUCCACAUUCAUGCUUUUGUCUUUUGCAUAAUUUCAGUUUUUAAAAGCCAAUGAAUACAAUGCUUGUAGUUGUCAUUAUUGGUGCUUCGCGAAUGCUUCAUUGUCUUAAUAUUACCAAUAAAAUCAUCAAGUGUAUUCCA
Pangasianodon hypophthalmus (striped catfish) is the source of this 5820-nucleotide messenger RNA. RefSeq names its product suppressor of cytokine signaling 5b (gene socs5b). NCBI's taxonomy places the organism in Eukaryota, Metazoa, Chordata, Actinopteri, Siluriformes, Pangasiidae. Gene Ontology annotation, cellular component: phosphatidylinositol 3-kinase complex. The transcript is spliced from 3 exons. Gene Ontology annotation, biological process: phosphatidylinositol phosphate biosynthetic process; epidermal growth factor receptor signaling pathway; positive regulation of proteasomal ubiquitin-dependent protein catabolic process. The record is from RefSeq and is a predicted model, not a curated record. Bases 36 to 1814 code for a protein of 592 amino acids. Gene Ontology annotation, molecular function: 1-phosphatidylinositol-3-kinase regulator activity.